This is a messenger RNA of Salvelinus sp. IW2-2015, 1329 nucleotides long. Lineage: Eukaryota; Metazoa; Chordata; Actinopteri; Salmoniformes; Salmonidae. The record is from RefSeq and is a predicted model, not a curated record.
AUGGCGCAUCAGAAGUGUCAGAACGUGUCCUACUGCGGGCAGCAGUGUGGCUCUCUGCGCUACGGCGCUGGCACUGCUGGCACUGCUGGCACUGGCACUGUUGGCACUGGAGCUUCUCUCUGCCCAUCAUCGUCAUGCCACCAACAGUCACCAUACCCGCCAUUAUGCCACCCUCACCAGGGCUUCCAACGCAGCUGCCAACAAGGCUGUUACCACAGCCUGCCUCACAACAACCACAUGAACCACGAACACAUGAACUACGCCCUCAACCACACCCUCAACCACGCCUAUAACCACGCCCACAACCACGCCCACAACCACAAGUACCCCAACAGCAAAUCAGUACUCAUCUUCAAGGAAGUUAACACCUGUAACCCAGCAACCAUCACCGGUACCCUCUCCCGUAUCUCCCUUGAUGAAGAGGAUGACCCCAAGCUGGCGGCCCACCAGGAGGGGGGCCUAGGSGUCAACUUCAGCUCCCUCCCUGGAAACAUCCCCCCUCCMAACCUACUCGUCCAGGUGCCCYCGCUGGGUGUUCUGAACGAGCUGAGUGACACCCCUGUGAAAAAGGAGGUGAACGUGGAGCAGCAGAUGCACCAGGGGAACCCCAGGAACACGGCGCCUGUCUACCUGUGCACUGAGAGCGGGAUGGGCUGGUCUCGACCGCCCCCUCCUCCCAACACUCUGGAUGGACCUUGUGGGGGAGGGGAGGGGGACUAUAUGGURUUACCCCGUAGGACGGUCAGUUUAAAACCCCCUCUGCCCCCAGGUCUGGGUCUGGGGCUGGGGGGCGAGGACAAGCCGCUAAACAUCGCAGUGGAUGACCCGCCCUUCCCUCCGCCCCCAUCGCCCAUGACCCUCCACCCGGCGGAGAGCGAGGCCUACCCAGCUGACUUCAUCUCCCCCGGCGACCACAACAUGAACAUCGGCCUGAACAUGAACCGCUCUUACGGGACGCUCAAGCAGCUCCCCGUGCAUGGGAGUCAAGGUCCCCAGGGCCACAUGCACGCUCCAGGGGGCCACGUGCAUGGGGGCCACAUGCAUGGGUACGGGCACUCACUGAAGCCGUGCCAGAGGCCGUCGGUGAGGCAGAUUCUAACAGGAGGGGGAGACACGGUGGAGCGCAACCGGACCCUGCCACGCAAUCUGAGCAGCACCAACACUAACACCAGCCUCUCCGCUGGCUCCCUGGAGAAAGUGAUGCACACUCGCAAAAGACACUCUGAGCUGUACCCUGAGCUCAACCACUCCACCACCAAGUUCCACACCAUAGACAGGUAUAACAGGGACCCCGACAUGUCCACUUUCAAGUGUGGUAUUUUGUGGUAA